Molecule: messenger RNA, 1719 nt
Organism: Eurypyga helias (sunbittern)
Lineage: Eukaryota; Metazoa; Chordata; Aves; Eurypygiformes; Eurypygidae
Product: low affinity cationic amino acid transporter 2-like
Exons: 10
Biological process (GO): transmembrane transport; amino acid transport
Cellular component (GO): plasma membrane
Molecular function (GO): amino acid transmembrane transporter activity
Source: RefSeq, a predicted model, not a curated record
AUGCUGUGCUGGCGCCGCCUGCUCUCUGUUUUGAAGAUGCUUUCCCACAGAAAGCAAGUCCCAGCCGGCACAGGGGGCUCCAGCCUUCGCCGCUGCCUCUCCACCGUGGACCUCGUUGCCUUGGGAGUGGGCAGCACGCUGGGGGCUGGUGUCUACGUCCUGGCGGGGGAAGUGGCAAAGACCAGCUCUGGCCCGAGCAUUGUCCUUUCUUUCCUGAUUGCAGCCAUGGUCUCUGCUCUGGCAGGGCUGUGCUAUGCCGAGUUCGGGGCCCAUGUGCCCCUGGCCGGGUCUGCUUAUCUCUACAGCUAUGUGACAGUGGGUGAGCUGUGGGCGUUUGUCACCGGGUGGAAUCUACUGCUGUCCUACGUCAUCGGUACUGCCAGUGUUGCCCGGGCCUGGAGCGCUACCUUUGACCAGCUCCUCGGCAAGAAGAUGGGGAGGUUUUUGGGUGCUCAUGCGGCCAUGAGCUCUGUGGGGCUGGCAGAGCACCCGGAUGCCUUUGCCGCUGGCCUGGUGGUCCUGCUGGCAGGGCUUCUUUCCUUUGGAGUGAAGGAGUCCACCACAGUCAACAAAGCCUUCACCGCUCUCAACGUGCUUGUCCUGCUCUUCGUCACAGUGAGCGGCUUCAUCAAAGGUGACCUGAGCAACUGGAGGCUUGGGGAGGAUGACCUGCCACGGGCAGCUGCCUGUGAGGCUGGGAACCAGUCUGUGGCCGACAACGUGACCAGUGCCUUUGGGGUGGGAGGCUUCAUGCCCUACGGUUUCACCGGGACCUUGGCUGGAGCUUCUACUUGUUUCUAUGCCUUUGUUGGAUUUGACUGCAUUGCUACCAUGGGGGAAGAAGUGAGGGACCCGCAAAGAUCCAUCCCCAUAGGCAUCAUCCUCUCCCUCCUCGUCUGCUUCCUGGCAUACUUUGGGGUGUCUGCUGCCCUCACCCUGAUGAUGCCCUACUACCUCCUGGACACCCUGAGCCCACUCCCAGCAGCUUUUGAAUACGUUGGCUGGAGCAGUGCAAAGCAUGCCGUGGCUGUGGGGUCACUGUGCGCCCUGACAACCAGCCUCCUGGGCUCCAUGUUCCCCAUGGCACGGAUCCUGUAUGCAAUGGCUCGAGAUGGGCUCCUCUUCAAACCUCUGGCCAAAGUCAGUCGCCGUCAGUGCCCAGUGGUGGCAACGCUGGUGUCUGGAGGAGUGGCAGCUCUCCUGGCCCUGCUCUUUGAGCUGAAAGCCCUGGUUGACGUGAUAUCCCUCAGCACGCUGCUGGCCUACUCGCUGGUGGCUGGCUGUGUGCUGCUGCUCAGCCGCCCUGGUCUGUGCCGUGAGCUGGGUGAGCAGCGCGGGGCUGCCCUGCCUGCGGGCCGGGGGUGCCUGGUGCAUCGCCGCCCUGGCUCUGCCUCUCCUGGGGAUCCUGGCAGCAGCUCUGCUCAUCUGGAGAGCCGUGAGAGAGCAUCCUUCAUGGUUCCCUGCCUGCCCUUCCUGCCGCUCCUCAGCAUCACCAUCAACAGCACCCUGAUGGCUCGGCUCAGCGUGGCUGCCUGGCUGCGGUACCUGCUCUGGAUGGCCGUCGGUUUCCUCAUUUACUUUGGCUAUGGGAUCUGGCACAGUGCCGAGAGCCGCCAGCCCAAGGGGUCAGCUCCCCGGGAGCUGCUGGGAAGCACAGCCACGGAGAUGGCCCCGGAGCCCUGCGGGAUGGUGGGGUACCCAUCUGCUCCAGGGCAAUAA